Molecule: messenger RNA, 697 nt
Organism: Linum trigynum
Lineage: Eukaryota; Viridiplantae; Streptophyta; Magnoliopsida; Malpighiales; Linaceae
Source: the annotation of a GenBank genome assembly
CCCUAACAUCUCCACCUCUGUUUUGCUCUGCUUCGUCCAUUUCGCCACCGCCACCUCCAUCUCUGCUAUUGCGCAGCUUGAGGAUGAAUAAACUGCCACCUCCACCUCUACUUUGCUCUGCUCCGCCCGUCCCGGUCGCAGCCUCCACCUCCACCUAUGUUGUUGCGCCACUCGAGGAUGAAGAAGAAAAGAAAUCCACCGCCCUAAAUUCGUUUCCCCUCACCCCUCGAGGAUGGAAAGGAACGGGAAGGAUCUGGAAGCGUCGGAGGUUGGCCUCAGAGUGAUGAAUAGGGAGAGUUCUGCUAGGGAUUUGCAAGUGGAGGCUGCGCUGGCGAGUUUCCGUUGGUUCAACCAUCGAAGGAUUACAUCCGUAGAGCCGAUUAGAGGAUUGUCAAAGGGAUUUGCAAGUGAAGGACUGUAUAUCCUGCUUGCGACGGAUUCUAGCCGACGGUAGAGGAGGUCGUGCACUGGUCGGAUUAUGGUGUCGGAGGUUGGAUUGAAGAUGGAGGGAGACGCGGAGGUGAGCGGCGUGGGAUUAGGGAUGGAAAUUUGAACCCGCCUCCCCGGGCAUUACCCGACCCGCAGUAGGAUGGGGCGGGACAUGGAUAUCAACUUCCGACCCGCCCUGUCCUGCCCCGUCCCAUUCUUGGCCUGUUUUUGUUGGAGGACUCCGUUGUAAUAAAACAAUAGUAUAGGA